Aegilops tauschii subsp. strangulata is the source of this 1730-nucleotide messenger RNA. RefSeq lists its product as uncharacterized. The record is from RefSeq and is a predicted model, not a curated record. Gene Ontology annotation, biological process: regulation of transcription by RNA polymerase II. Gene Ontology annotation, molecular function: transcription coactivator activity. Gene Ontology annotation, cellular component: SAGA complex. Lineage: Eukaryota; Viridiplantae; Streptophyta; Magnoliopsida; Poales; Poaceae.
CCCCGAGCCCAACACCGUCGCCCCACCGGUCAGUUAUAUAAACCAGCCCCUGAGGGCAGCGCGGCGGGUAGGGUUAGCAUUUGCGCGUGGGCGCCUCCAAAGAACCACUUGUAGUUCUUCUCCCGCAGCCAAAUCAAUGAUUUGGGGAAACACCGGCAGCGGCCGCCGCAAAACAGCACCCGUUCUUCCCACAGUCUAAUCCCCCAAUUCUUCCUCGCAUCAAGCUGUUCGAUCCCGCCGAUUCGAGGCGGGCUCUUCCGGCCUCGUGUAAUUAUUGCCGUUUGUCGAGGGUCAGGCGGCGAUUAGCGAAGGCGCUGGGUGCUCGUCGUCUAGGGUUUGCUCUCCGUGAAGCUGUUUGAUUGGGUUUCAGGGGUUGCCUGCAUUUCUGUUGAUUGGGCUUGGAGGUGGUGAGCCAAGAUGCAGACUCGACAGAAAUUCGCUCGUGUCGAUACCCAGGAGCUGAAAUCCCGGAUCGCCAAGAAGCUGGGCCAUCAGCGAGCCGAGCAGUACUUCAACAGCCUCAAGAAAUUCCUGAGCUUUAAGCUCAACAAGGAUGAGUUUGACAAGAUUUGCUUGAGUGUAUUGGGCAAGGAAAAUAUCAAGCUUCAUAAUUUCCUCAUCCGGUCAAUCCUCAGCAAUGCUUCCUUGUCCCUUGGACCACCUAGUAAGCAGACGGUGACCGGUAACUCACAGACUAGCAUGGUGUCCAAUGGGCCACUGGGCAAUGGCGCUCUGCCGGCGAAGAUGGGGCGGUCUAUCACCAGCAGGGAUAGGAAGUUCGCUGAUAGGCCAAGCCCCCUUGGUCCCCAUGGGAAGGCGCCUCAUGGUCAUGGAGGCGAGGUCAGCAACUCCUGCGACAUACCGAGAUCUAGGGAGCAACAGAGUACCCUGGAGUUUGUUUCAUCAGGGAGCAAGGUUUUGUUGGAAGUUGUCUCUGUAGAAGAUGGGGAGGAGGUUGAGCAAGUGCGCAGUAGCCCAGCAUGUGUUCAAAGUCGGAGCCCCAUCAGAGCUCCGUUGGGGAUUCCAAAGGCUCACACUCCUCAGCCUUCUACCUCUUACACUUAUGAAACAUGUUCUAAUAAUGCGGAGUUGCCAGAUACUCGGUCAUUGUGGAAUGUACUUCAGCACAGAUUGCAAGCACAAGGCCUGAAUGUAUCCAUGGAGUUUGCUCAUGUACUGAAUUCUGGGUUGAACUCACAUUUAACUCGCUUGCUCAAGUCUUCUUUGGAUGUCGCUAAAGCAAGGGGAAAUGGAACAAGGAUACCUCAAGCGAAUGGAAGAGCACGUCCUUCAUGGAAUGGUGGACAGAACCAUGGUUUUCCUUCAGAAUCAGGCCAGUUCUACCAAGCUUCGUUACAAGAUGUUAAGGUAGCUGUGGAGUCCAACCGUCAGUUAUUGGGUUGUGAUCAUUCCAAGCAGCAUGAGAAGCUUAGCUUUCGUCUUAUGGACCAGUGAAAGUCACAAAUGCAAUUUUGUUGUCUGUUAGCAAAUACUAUCUUGACCGUAUACCCUGUCUGUUAUGUUUCUGUCGGCCGUGCCGCGAAACUACAGUUAGAUUAAGCUGAGAUGAAUGAACUUGGAAUAGUAGGAUCGAGUUAUACAUCCAUGAUUCUUGGAGUUUGUAUGUGUAAGUGAACUUUAAUAACAAGUGCCUUCGCACACAUAGAAAAGAUCUGUCAUUGUGUCUUUGCUUCAUUUAAAUGUUAAAUGUUAGCUUGUACUGGCUGAAA